Messenger RNA from Archocentrus centrarchus (flier cichlid), 1672 nucleotides. RefSeq names its product phospholipase B1, membrane-associated. Gene Ontology annotation, biological process: phospholipid metabolic process. The coding region runs from base 22 to 1296 and encodes 424 amino acids. The record is from RefSeq and is a predicted model, not a curated record. The transcript is spliced from 16 exons. NCBI's taxonomy places the organism in Eukaryota, Metazoa, Chordata, Actinopteri, Cichliformes, Cichlidae. Gene Ontology annotation, molecular function: A2-type glycerophospholipase activity; retinyl-palmitate esterase activity; phosphatidylcholine lysophospholipase A1 activity. Gene Ontology annotation, cellular component: brush border membrane.
GACUGGUCCAUACGCGCUACUAUGGGGUGGCUUUGGAUCGCUGUGGCAACAUGCGUGCUUGCGUCCUGCUCUGUCAAAGGAAACGACUGGUGGUUGGAGUAUGAAGAGGGGAUACGACACUACAGCAAGGAGGCCCUUAAUAAGGAGUUUCCAGAGAAAACUCGACCAGUGAGCUUCAAGCAUCCUUCGUUCCAGUGCCCGGACAUGAGCCCUUCUCCCUCUGUCCCCUCCUCAGUUGAAUUUGUGAAGGCGGCAGAUAUCAAAGUCAUCGCCGCCUUGGGGGACUCUCUGACAACGGCCAUAGGUGCUAAUGCCACCACUGUCCUAGGCAUUCCUAUCGAGUUUCGUCACGUGUCAUGGAGCAUUGGAGGCUAUGGGACAUAUCAGGAUGUCAUUACUUUGGCAAAUAUUAUCAAGCUGUUCAAUCCCAGUCUGCUCGGUGCUUCUCCUGGAAAGACAGUUCAUGGGAUGCAGGCUCAUAUCAGUGAAACAGGCUUCAAUCUGGCUGUGACUGGACAUAACACCUUCAACCUCCCCAGCCAGACGAGACAUUUGAUAGACACACUGAGAGGUUAUGAGGGUCUGAACUUUGAGGAGGACUGGAAGCUUUUGACUAUUCUCAUGGGCAUGAAUGACAUCUGUGAUUACUGCAAAGAUAAAGCUCUUUUUUCAGUCGAUAACUUCGUGCACUACAUGACCGUCUCGUUGGAAAUGCUUAUGAAUGAGGUUCCCCGUAUGAUUGUGAAUGUGGUUCAGAUCCUGCCCAUGCAGACUUUGAGGGAGGUGCAGAAGCCCACCCCAGGGUGCUUACUCCAGCGGUCAUUCUGCUCAUGCCUUAUUGAGCCAGUAGCCAGGUCUCCUGAACUGCGAGAGCUGGUGGAGGUUAACCUGGAAUUCCAGAAAAGACUCGAGGAGCUGCUGUACAGCGACCGUUUCUUCAGGGACGACUUUGCUGUUGUUCUUCAGCCCUUUCUGAAACACGCUGACCCGCCCCGCCUCCCGAAUGGGAAGAUUGAUAUGACCUUCUUCACUCACGAUUGCUUCCACUUCACCAUAAAGGGACAUGAGGAGCUGGCCAAGGGACUGUGGAACAACAUGUUUCAGCCUGAGGGAGGAAAGACGAUCGUGAGCAGCUUCUCUGACCCGAUCUCUCUCAUCUGUCCGCCUGUGGAACACCCAUAUAUCUUCACCCGACCGAUUGCGGCCAGGUCAGACCAACCUCCCCUCCGGUCUGAGUCUCCAUCAGCGGCAGCCAUGUUCCUGCUGCUCCUCUUGGCACAUUUUGGAUUUAUGUAGCUUUUACUUUCUAAUUUAAACCAUUUCUGUGUGGGGUAUUCCUGAGGCAACACACGCAGUGGCCAAGAGGAGUUUGUGAGCCGUUCGCCAGCUUGGAGGGAAUUACUGCAAACCGACAGAUAAUUUGACAGCAAACGUUAAAAUUAUGUAACUUAAAUAUUACAUUUAUAGAGCAUGUUGGAGACGGACAAGUCGAGCAGAGGGGUCUUCAGAUGGUUGGGGUUGUCUCUAUAAUACUGAACAGUCUUUACUAGAUAAAGUGCCUUGAGAUGACUGGUGUUGUGAACUGGCGCUAUAUUAAUCAAGCUGGGCUGAGAAAUGCUAGUUUUUAGCAGAAUGUUUUACAGUUUUUAAUUGAGAUUUAAUUCAUCUUUUC